ACUCUUCGACCAACAACCACCGUUACGCCAAUCCGGAGUCGACGACCCCUUCGCCAUGGCCGAAAUCGAUAUCAAAGUCUCGUCAUGGAAGCUUGUUGAGGUUGGGCGCGUUGUGCUCAUCCGCAGCGGCCCCUACACCGGCAAGCUGGCUACUAUUGUCGAGAUCGUUGACCACAGACGUGUUCUGGUCGACGGUCCCUCCAGCCAGGAGAACAAGGUCGUCCCCCGUCACGUCCUUGCUCUCUCUCACGCUACCCUCACUCCUUUCGUCAUCCCCCGUCUGCCCCGUGCUGCCGGUACUGGCCCCGUGAAGAAGCUGUGGGAGAAGAACGAGAUCGACGCCAAGUUCGCUCAGAGCAGCUUCGCCAAGCGCAGCGAGCAGCAGGAGCGGAGAAAGAACCUGACCGACUUCGAGCGCUUCAAGGUCCUCAGACUCAGGAAGCAGGCUCGUUACGAGAUCGCGAAGGCGCACGCCAAGGUCCGGGCUGCCGCCAAGUCGUCUUAGAUGUUUUAGGUUUCGGUGCAUGGUGCGAAGGAAUUCCUUGGGUGGUCUGACAUCGCUGGAGUCCAUCCAGCAAAUAUCCGCUGUACGAAUUAUCAUUGACAGCAUAAAAUGGUUCAAAAACUUUGAUAUCCGAGCAGUGGUUAUCCUCAUUGUGUCACGAAGAGCACGCUUGUUCCAUUUACCGUGGAUCUGGAGACACGGCCGGGAUCAGCCGUGUUUCGAUGCCAAAAAUUAUGAAAUAACAAUUUAGAAGUAAUUUCGACGAGUUCUUAACUGUAGAUAUAAAUGUCUCCAUCAUCGUUAACUAAUGCGGGGACCGUAGCCUUGUAUCUCAGGUUGUGUGUCUUGCCAUUGGGGUCGUCGGGAGGGUAGCAGCCUCGCUAA
Paecilomyces variotii is the source of this 889-nucleotide messenger RNA. RefSeq names its product 60S ribosomal protein L14. Bases 56 to 505 code for a protein of 149 amino acids. Gene Ontology annotation, cellular component: cytosolic large ribosomal subunit; ribosome. Gene Ontology annotation, biological process: translation; ribosomal large subunit biogenesis. The record is from RefSeq and is a predicted model, not a curated record. NCBI's taxonomy places the organism in Eukaryota, Fungi, Ascomycota, Eurotiomycetes, Eurotiales, Thermoascaceae. The transcript has 4 exons. Gene Ontology annotation, molecular function: structural constituent of ribosome; RNA binding.